ACUAGGGCUACUCAAUCCACCACAUACUAGUAGUACUACUUUUUGAACAUGCCCACACCUCAGACUGUAUCCGAUCCCCGCUCUCUGCGGGGAUUGUAUCUCAAUGAAGUCCAUCAGUCUCGGGUUAACACCAACCAGGACUCCACGCCUCCUUUUCGUCAGGCAAAGCUUGCUUUAUUACACCCUCUCAGCAAAGCAGAUAUACUCGAAUCAUGCCGUUGCCGAACAAACCCACCCACAGAUCCUCAACUAUGCCGUUACACCUGCGAUAGAUUUCGACACGAAUUCCUCAACCUCCAUCCACUAGGUAAGAUGUGGAGGGAGGAGCUGAUGAAGAUCCCGCCCUUAUCCCAUCUCAUAUUUGAUCUCACGUUACCCCCAAAUGCUCCCAAUGACAACAACACCGAGCCCCCAAGCCGAUGGAUCUACUGGGAUAUAUCUAUGCCCCAGGAAUCCAGUCUUGGUAUUCAUGACAAAGAAGUCAUGAAUAUUGUCAAGACGAUUGCUUUAACGACGAGGAUACGGACGAAGAGUGGUAAUGUCUCUUUUGAUGUUGUUUAUGACCCGACUGAUGGGGCACCUGUUAAAACUAUGAAGGCUCUGCUACAGCAGCUUGGGGAACUGAGUACCGCUACCUCUCCUUCGAGUAGUUCUCCCCAGGGUGGGGAUAUUGAGACUCGACAGAACUGAAAGACCUCGAAGUAAAUGGUCAAAUACUGAUCAGUGUCGGGCUUGUUUGAUCCUAGAUGGCAUGCAGAACAGUUCAAGAUAGUCAAGAAAGGAACGGGGACAGUGAUUAAUACCUGAUACGCCAAGUCUAGUAUAGUAUCAUAUGGACUAGAGAUUCACAAACCGCAGAACAAAAUAAUGAAAUCCAG
Messenger RNA from Aspergillus welwitschiae, 878 nucleotides. RefSeq lists its product as uncharacterized. The transcript has a single exon. NCBI's taxonomy places the organism in Eukaryota, Fungi, Ascomycota, Eurotiomycetes, Eurotiales, Aspergillaceae. The record is from RefSeq and is a predicted model, not a curated record. Bases 49 to 690 code for a protein of 213 amino acids.